AUGGAAUCGGAUCCAACGCUCCCUCCCCCGGUGAUCCCACCCGAUCAUACGGAUGAAGAAAGGUGCAAGCUGCUAGGAACGACGGGAUUGGUGGUACAAGCAUCGAUGGGUGUAUUCGUCAUUCUCUCUUUGGUCGUUAAGCGGCAACUGGAGAGACGUAAGAGAUCAUGGAGGAUAUGGGUGUAUGAUGUGGGCAAACAAUUAGCUGGUCAGGCUGUGGUACAUGGCUUAAACAUCCUGAUAUCAGAUGUGGUAGCUUCUGUCGCUCAUAACAAUCCAUGUUCACUCUACUUCCUGAACGUAUUGAUAGACACCACGAUAGGAGUGGGUAUAAUCUAUCUCAGUCUAAAAGCUUAUACAUGGUAUUUCUCGAAAUAUAUGGCUAUGGAAGGAUUCAUAAGUGGACAAUAUGGUCAUCCGCCAAAUCCCAUCUUCUGGUGGAAACAACUAGCACCGUACAUCAUGUCAAUCAUAACUAUGAAACUUCUCGUCCUUCUUCCACUCACUUUACCUGGAAUCUCAAAAUCCCUUAUAGACUGGUCACACAAUCUACUUGAUCAUCUCGGAGCGAAAUCUCAAGUGAUAUUCGUCAUGGCUAUCUUUCCCUUGGUGAUGAACGUCUUGCAGUUCUGCUUGGUUGAUCAGGUGAUCAAAGCUGGUGGGAAAGAAGAUGAGGAAGAUGACUACAACGAGAGAGGAGGGGAUUAUCAGCGGAUUAGAGGACAUGACGAUGAUCAACAUAAUGUUAAUGGUCGCGGGGAUAUAGAAUCAGGUUUGACUAGACAAAUCUCAUCCAAUAGUAUAAACAGAAAUAGUCGCAAGGGGAGUAGCCCAUCAAUAGUCAUACCUUCUUCACCACUUCUCACGUCAAAUCAAAGAGAUUAUGGAUCAGCUACACCUUCACCUAUUGGAUCUCCAGUAAAGAACAAAUCGAUCUUACCUGGUCAGACGACAGAUUCAAAUAGCCUAUGGUCAAAAUUGAUCAAUAAAGUAUCGGAUGUAUCCAGUUCGACCAGAUCAAGUUCAACAGUAUUUUUCGAUGCCCAGACUGAUCUAGAGUCCAAUCCGAAUUCAGUCCAGAGUAGAAGCACGAUUGGGGGUACAAGUGAGGGAGGAACGAGUAGGUUGUAUGUCAGAGAUGAGAGGAAUAGAAGAGGUCAGAGAUCGGCUGCUCCUUCACCUGAAACCAUGCCUUUUGAAGCUAGCCCUUCGAUGUCAUCCAUACAAAGUGAUACCUACAGUGAAGAAGAACAGCGUAGUGGAGGUAGUGGUAGGACGCCUUCACCUCCUUUGACUAUAACGAAUUUAGAAGGGAUAUCGAGACAUCCCCCGAGAGAAUUGGAGAGAGAAGCUAGAUGGACGUUGAGUCCACCUGAAUCUCCGACGGUCACUCAUGGGAAUACGACUAUGACGGAUAGUAACGAUAGUGUCAGUUUGAAAGAGGUCAAUAGGAGCUAG
Molecule: messenger RNA, 1458 nt
Organism: Kwoniella mangroviensis CBS 8507
Lineage: Eukaryota; Fungi; Basidiomycota; Tremellomycetes; Tremellales; Cryptococcaceae
Exons: 5
Coding region: 1-1458 (485 amino acids)
Cellular component (GO): membrane
Source: RefSeq, a predicted model, not a curated record